This is a messenger RNA of Ostrea edulis (European flat oyster), 1869 nucleotides long. RefSeq lists its product as uncharacterized. The transcript has 5 exons. The coding region runs from base 260 to 631 and encodes 123 amino acids. Lineage: Eukaryota; Metazoa; Mollusca; Bivalvia; Ostreida; Ostreidae. The record is from RefSeq and is a predicted model, not a curated record.
UUUAAUUUUGGAUCAAUAUUCUACAUCAGUAUUGCGUUUGAAUAUUAAUUAGAUAGCGUGUUUACAUGCAUAUCGAAGAUAAAACUGGACGGCGGUAAGAGGAAAAUAUAUACAUUGUGAUACCAUGGGAUUAUUUGAAAGCUUUGAUCAAGGCUUUAUCUAGAAAUCACGGUCCAAAUCUUGAAAUAUUCUUGAACAAUACACUGAACUCGAGAAAGAACACAAAUAAACAAAGUGCAGGGGAACAAAGUAAAAGGAAAUGCACAAAAUGCCCAACACUUGCCUUCUAGUAUGUCUACUUCCUUUCUGUCUAUUCCUUCAAGGUGUAAAUACAGCGAAUUGCAACGUAUCCAGAGUACAGAGUUGCGCUUCAAGAUAUACCGCUGCAGUAAUAUCAGCAGGCCAGGAUAUAACAAAGAUUUGCAGUGCCGCCCAUUCCUAUCUGAAUUGUUUGGAUAAAUAUGUUGCUGAUUGCAUUCAUUAUCCCGGCAGUAACUCCUAUGUAAGCAACUUAAUCACCGCUGCCAAACAACAACUGAAUAAAGCCGGAUGUGAAGCAAGUGGCGCCAAUGGAUCAGUUUACAGCAUCAUCGCUAUCACAGUGGGGUUUUUUCUUCAUAGAGUGCUUUAGAAACCAUCACAACUCCGAGAGUUUUAAGAACAAAUAUAUAGCUGUCAAAUAUAAUUAUUUUCAUGUUUAAUUAAAUUAGUUAGUUUUAUUUUCGUCUAAUUUUAAAUGUGUUGUGUUUUAUUUCCUUUUUAUUAGUAUCUACAUAAUCAUAUUGUACAUUGACCAUGUAUUUGUAUUUACCAAAUUUUGAAUGUUUCGAGAAAAUGUAAUGUGAGAAGGUGAAUUGAAAUGCCCCCAAUCAUUAGCCAAUCAUAGAACAGUAAUUAUAACGAAUCAGGUGUAAUUGUAUCAGACAAACAACUUGGGGUAAGGGGAAUAAAUAUAGCCGCGUUACCUUAUUCAGUUACCCUAGUGUAGCAGGGUGCCUACUGGGCAGUCCGAACUAUCAAUCUAUCCCAUCAUCAUUCACUUACUCUGUUCACUUUAUUCUUUGAGAAUGAACAUAACGGCGAAACAGGUCUAGGGACUGUGGUGGAAAGCAACGAAAUUACUCAGCUAUCCACUCAGUUAUAGGGCUAGGUUCUGUGUCUGUGCGACUAGGUUUUACAUUUUGUGUCUUUUGUAAACAAUGGUGUCUUGGUGACUUUUGCAUAUGAUUAGGGAAUCGUGGUGGCUAAGAUUCAGUAAUUGCGGUCUGUGUCGAUGAACAGCAGGAUUGUUACCUGACCACUCAGUCUGCUUUUAUUGAAGCAGUAGUUUAUUAUAAGAUAUACUCUAUAUUGUGUUAGUGAUCUCAUAUUGGAUUUUGUUGAUCAUCAUUGAUUAGUUCUUGAAUCGACCGAGGAAAACGAUCUACGUAUAUAUGGAAUCUUAGUUACCCGGUUGAGGCUUUUUUAAAAUUAUAUUUGUUAUCAUUUAUCCAGUGGCAUCUGCCGAGAGAAAUCGUACAUUUUGUUGCGAUUUAACUUGUUUUAACUUCAUUCUUAGAAAGUAAACCUAAGCGGACCCAGUUAGUAUAGAAAAUGAAUUGUUUGCUUGUGUACUUCGUUCUAAAAAAAUGCGUGUGUAAAACACUAUCUACCUAUGCAUUCUCAAUUUGUCACAUUUUUCUCAAGUAAAUCUGACCUGGUAAAUAUGUCGGUAUGUCCAAUUCUAUUCUCAGUCUCCUUCAUAUAUCGUGUUGAUAUAUCCCAGUGAUAUUGCGUGCCAACAUAAGGCAUUGUUUACAUGUGUAAUAUAAUUAAAGAUUGUAUAUUACAGGUUUGACCAUUAAAAUUCAUCCUUUUGAAAUUGAUAAA